This is a messenger RNA of Malania oleifera, 1610 nucleotides long. Its product is annotated as ethylene-responsive transcription factor ERF110-like. The record is from RefSeq and is a predicted model, not a curated record. The coding region runs from base 249 to 1415 and encodes 388 amino acids. Lineage: Eukaryota; Viridiplantae; Streptophyta; Magnoliopsida; Santalales; Ximeniaceae. Gene Ontology annotation, molecular function: DNA binding; DNA-binding transcription factor activity. Gene Ontology annotation, biological process: ethylene-activated signaling pathway; regulation of DNA-templated transcription. The transcript is spliced from 2 exons.
ACUUCACUGCCUAAUUAAUAUAAAUCGCCAAACCAUGCAUAUCCAUUCAUUCUAUCGAUGAACGAAACCAUUUUUAAUUCUUCUCCAACAUAUGUGCCCUGCUUGUCUUUUUCCUUUAAAUUAAUUGCAUACACCGCAGCUCUCCUCCUCUGCAAUUCCAUGUCGGCGCCUAUACUAUAAGUACAUGCAUAUGCGGCUCUUAUUAUAUAACUCCUCACUUCGUCGCGACUUAAAUUAGAGAGAGCGAGAUGGAGAACCUGAGAGAAUAUGCCGGCAUGUUUCCGGAGUGGGAGUACUCCGUCGGCGGCGGAGAUGCGUGUGGGACGGAGGCUGCGCCGAUGAUGACCAGAGAGAGGGAGAUGGAGGUGAUGGUGUCCGCUCUGAGGCGGGUAGUGUGCGGCGGCGAGGAUAACGAUUUGGUGAGUCAAUUCAUGACGGUGGAUGGUACCAAGGGAUCCUUCUCCUCGUCCACCUCACCAUCUUCAGCCGGACAAAAGAGGGGCCGCCGUGGCAGUGGAGGUGGCGGGACGACUAAGUCGGCGUCGUCAAUAUUGGCCUGUAAUGAAGAAGGAUUUUUUCCCCGUGGGGAAUUUGCCGCUGCUCAUGACUCUGCACCAGCUGCCGCUGCCGCUGCAGGGUCCUCAUCUUUGAACAGAGAAGGAUCAUUCAUUCUUUCCACAGAAACGUCUAACGCAGCAGCGAAUCCCCAGCCAAAGUUCCGUAUCCUAAACUACACAGAAGGAGGAGAAAGAGAAGAGCCAACAGUAGAAAGAAAGUAUAGGGGAGUGCGGAAGAGGCCAUGGGGCAAAUGGGCAGCUGAAAUCAGAGAUCCUCACAAGUGUACCAGAGUUUGGUUGGGUACAUUUAGCUCCCCCGAAGCUGCGGCCAGAGCCUACGACCGCGAAGCUCUAAAAUUUAGAGGCAACAGGGCGAAGCUUAACUUCCCCGAGAACGCCGUCCUCCCGUCCUCGUCCGCCAAUUCUACUCCGGCGAUCCAGUACUCCGGCGCCCCGCCUCCUUCGAUCCUUCUCGAUCCCUUCACCAGUACUUCUUCUGAUCCCAUGCCCGUCGUCCAUCCUCAGUCGCUUCUUCAUCAGGGAAGCCCUAAUUUGCAGCGCUCUAUGAGUUCUUCUAGUCAGCUUCUUGAUCAUCAAUAUGGAAUGUUUUUGUCACCUCAUCAAAUGGCUGCUUCUUAUGGGUCUUCUUCUUCUUCAUCUUCUUCUUCCCCUUCUUCUUAUUCUUCUUCACUUCCCCCUUCUUCGUACUCUCAUUCUUAUUCCUCAGUGCCGCCUACCUUCUCCAUGUUUUCUUCGGCGGACCAGCUGCCGCCGGCUCCUUCUGAAGAAGGAGGAUGUUUUCCGGAGACAUCCUGGCUGAAUGCCGGCGACCAAGUUCCUUUUCUAUUUUAUGAGUAAUCAUUGGCUAGCUGGCUAUAUGUGAGUUUUAGGAGGUGGCAUCAUCAUGCAAGUUCCCUUUAAAAAGUUACUACUUCUGUAGGUUCUUAAAUUAAAUCUUCUUAAUUGUACUGUUUUGUUCUUCAAUAUAAUAGAAGCACGUGUACAAGAGAUGAUAUUUCAUUUUAUAUGAAUGGAUUCCAUAACUUUUAUUUA